AUGGCAACCAUAAUUCUCAUGAUAUUAAUUGUUUUCCUUCCUGUCGCAAUAGGAGUAGGUAUAGCAUACUUUGGCUACAACGAAUACAAAGCCCGGCGCUUUGCAGCCCCAGACGUGGAGCAAACACGAUAUAUCGAAAACACUCCACAGAGAAAGUGGCAGGAAGUGGAUCUCGACGACGUCGCACUGCCUGAGAAGCAGUACCAUAGUGGUCAGUGGUACGGAUCUCCCGCUAUAGUAUCUAUAGACAUCGCGCCGGUCGCAAAACCGCUACCCAGCAGCCCUUAUCUCGAGUUUACGGGUGGAGAGGGACUAGUCAGUCCUCCCGGGCGAGUCUUUCUCUCUACGAAUGAAGAAAAUGAAGGGCUGAAGGGGCGGAGUAGGGAAGUUGACAGGUUUCAUGAGCAGGAGAUCCAUGGAUGCAAGCCGUGGGACUUUGAAAAAGAUGGCUAUGGUAAAUCGGCAGCUCAGCAACCUGAAGUUCAGUGCCCAAAGCCGAUAAGAGCGAUUACCAUGAAACCAAACCCUGAACCUGCGAAUACAGCGUAUGAUGCAGAACAAACAGCUGCUUCGGACAUCUGGGAUAAGAUCGAUAAGGGUGAGGUAUCAAUUUCGAGACGAAAGCCAGAAAGGAAGUCGCGGAAGCCAUUAGUUCCUAUUGGACCUCGCAACACCGCGAUGACUGACAAGAAUGACAUGGAAGGCGUUGAUCUCAACAGCACAAAACUAUGCGCAAACAGGGAAGGUCCUGCAUCAUCGGUGGUCACUGUCGUCGACACCAACAAUGUAAAUAUUCAACUUCCAGUAUACUACGCCAAACGCAAAGCCAGCAUCGACCCCGUUGCUACGCCGAUAAUAGAAGGCGAUCGAGCAGCAGAAAUGCGCCGCAAGAUGGCCGAAGCGAAGAAACAGAGGGCAGAACGGCAGAAGCAAGAGGAGGAAAAGCAGUUACGUGAAGAAGAGCGCAGGCGGGUACGGGAACAGGAAGAACGGGAAGCGGAAAAGAUACGUGCAGAGGAAGCUCAAAAGAGGGAAUAUGAGGAGAGACAACGAGCACUCAUACCGCCAAACCAGCCUGAACCCACACCCGAAAACAUCAGUGAUCCAACUUCUAGCCAACCUCAACGCCGCUCCUCGAAACGCCGUUCCAACGUGUCCACCUCUUCAUCCACAAGCCGCCCCUCCACAUCCUCCAUAUCCAGUCAAGACCCCCCCUCCGCCCGUCGUACCAAACGCGCCAACACCAUCGCAGCCGACACACUCAAGCCGACCACCGCCCGCUCGAUUCUCACUUCAAAAGCCCCACAAAGCAUGAGUAUGACAGAAAACCCACGCCCGGAUUUUAACCCAAAGAUGCCGUCUAUUAUUGAGAGCGUACGACCAGAUAGCCAUGGCUCCGUUGGCAGUGGUAGUAGCGAAAAUGGUGGUAGUAGAGAAAAUAAAGACGCAAAGCGACGAUCUAGUUCAUCCAGCUACUCUGCUAGAUAUAAUGGUGGACGACGGAUGUCCCAGGAUGCAGGUGCAGGUGUGCUGGAUGAGUGCUAUGAGGAAAACAGGGAGGAUACACGAUAUAACGCUAGGUUCGAGAAGCGGGUUAAGCACAGUGGGACACGACGCUCUUCCUCCUCAUCUUCUUCAUCACAGACACCAGCUCGGCGCGCAUCAGCUUCCUCGAGCAGAAACGACACCACAGAUACUAAGAGGAGGCGCAGUACCACGUCCCGUUCCUCCACUUCCAGCUCCGUGGUUGCUGAGCGCGAAGCCGCAGAUCGCAGGCCGUCUAUGACCUCGGAGGCUUUGAGUAAGUUUGCCAAAGGGGUUUCAAGGUGGGAUAGCACUGAUUCGGGACGACGGCAAUACAGCCACGAGCCCGAGGAGAGGAAAAGCAACACGCUGGGCUUGCAUGGAAGGCACGUACAGAGGGGAGACGAGGUGGCUUGUGAGACUGAAAGCUCGAGUGAGGAGGGAAGUAGUGAUAAAGAUGAGGGUUUUGAGGAUGAGCAUGAGCAUGAGGCUGAUCCGCCGAAGUUACGAGGAGGGGCUGGGAGUCAGACGGGUGGGACGGAAACGGAGAGUGAGAGAGAUGGUGAAAACGCUGGAUAUAACGAAGACCGACACUCUGGCACUGAUUGCAUGCACGCUUCGCGUUCAGAAGACUGGCGUUUCGACCACACGGAAGAAGAGCAGGAGAAUGAACACUCAGGAGACAAUCGUUCGGAAGAUGAGCAUACGGACACUGAGCAUUCAGAAGCCCAAAAUUCCGACAAUGAGCACACUGACCGCUCUGGAGAUGAGCACUCUGGCGAUGAGCACUCAGAGGGCGACACUGACAGCAAUGGCGAUGAUCGAGACGAGUAUUCAGACUCUGAGUCAGACUCUUCUUCUGCAUCUGCCUAG
Pyrenophora tritici-repentis Pt-1C-BFP is the source of this 2397-nucleotide messenger RNA. Lineage: Eukaryota; Fungi; Ascomycota; Dothideomycetes; Pleosporales; Pleosporaceae. The record is from RefSeq and is a predicted model, not a curated record.